Molecule: messenger RNA, 1098 nt
Organism: Caenorhabditis briggsae
Lineage: Eukaryota; Metazoa; Nematoda; Chromadorea; Rhabditida; Rhabditidae
Gene: Cbr-str-256
Product: Protein CBR-STR-256
Exons: 6
Coding region: 1-1098 (365 amino acids)
Biological process (GO): olfactory behavior; G protein-coupled receptor signaling pathway
Molecular function (GO): G protein-coupled olfactory receptor activity
Source: RefSeq, a predicted model, not a curated record
AUGCCAAUCGACGAUGUUCUAUGGCUUAACAUUUCAGCAGCCUGUGCUGUUUCUAUCAACUUUCUUCUGAUUUUUUUGAUUAUCACAAAAUCUCCGAAGUCUCUGGGAUCCUAUAAAUAUCUUAUGAUUUACAUUAACCUUUUCGAAUUCACAUAUGCUAUUUUGUAUUGUGCUGAAAAGCCGGAUCUAUUCACCAAAGACUGCGCGUUUUUUCUAAUUGUCAACUGGAGAGAAUCAAUCUUUCCAAAGUUUAUCGCAUGUCUUCUGGAUUUACUCUUCGUUGGAUUCUUCGGAAUCUCCAUUGCAAUUCUAGCACUCCAUUUCAUUUAUCGUUUUCUAAGCAUCACCAAUAACCGUCAUUUAAAAUCUUUCGAUUCCUGGAAAAUCGUGCUUUGGUUCAUGAUUCCUCUACUGAAUGGAGUCUUAUUUAUGAUCACUGGUGGUAUAAUUCUAUGUGCCGAUCAGGAAACGGAUAGAUUCAUGAAGGAAAAUUAUCAAAUUUUACUGGAAAACACUACAUCACUUGAUAGUUUGUACUACAUGGGUCCGUUUUUCUGGCCAAAACGAGAUUAUCCGUCGGAUGAAAUUUAUUUCAGUUGGAAAGGUGCUGGAGGUUCAGUUAUUGUAAUGGGGUUGAUUAGUUUAUCCAGUUCAAUAAUGAUAUAUUUCGGAGUAAAAGGAUAUCGAAGUAUGGACAGAUUAAUCUCUCAAACGAGUUGCUCGGAAAAGUUCAAAAGUGUCCAAAAACAAUUGUUCCACGCCCUCGUUUUCCAAACUCUAAUCCCUGUUUUCCUGAUGCAUAUCCCGGCUUCUGCUAUUUAUAUCACUAUAUUUUUCAACAAUUCAACAGAAAUCGUAGGUAAAAUUCUGAGUUUGACCAUUGCAAUGUAUCCAGCACUCAACCCGCUUCCCACUAUUUUUAUAGUCAAAAACUACAGAAAAGCAUUGAAAGGUGAAGAAAAUUAUGAGGAGGGGGUUUCGAAUCAAUCUGGAUUUUUAGAUUUCGUCUUGGGAAUUCAAUACAAAAUCCAAAAUAAGUCAAGAGUAACUCAACUAUCCACAACUACACAAGUAUCCGCUGGAGUUUCUACGAAAUGA